AUGAGUUUUGCAGAGAAUCUUAUUGAUGGACUUGAUGUUGUUUAUAAACAUUCACAAAACAACACUAAGGCAUUUGGAGAUUUUAAAGACUUUUUAGUAAAAAUGGCUAAUGCCCGUAAGGAUUAUGCUAAAAGCAUGCUUCGUAUGGUUCAAGAAUUUAGACAAAAACGAAUUUGUGGUCAAACAACACUUUACUAUGGUACUGUUAAAGAUGCUUUAGAAACGUAUUUAAAUGCUCUUGAAGAAGAUAUAAACAAAGAUACUGCUAUUACUAAUGUACUUUCUACUUCAGCAAAGGUAUUUGAAAACGAUAUUAAAGAACUUGAAAAACAAUCAAAGGGUUUAAUUUCUGAUGGAAACAAAAUGACAAAGGCUAUUGAAUCCCAAAAAGAUGUUUUGAAAAAGGAAAAAGAAAAAUUCAUUAAAUUAUAUAAAGAAGCUGAAGCUGCUACUGCUGCAGUUGAAAAAGCUAUGCAAGACCCUUCUACUAAAGUCAAUAAAAUGCAACAACUAACUUCUAAAAAAGAGACUGCUAUUGAAAAAGCUAAAGAAGCUGAUUCAAAUUAUCGUGCUUGUGUACAACUUACAAACGAUAGAAUUCAUGAUUAUUAUAAUUCUCAACAACCAAAUCUUCUUUCACAAUUCCAAGCAUUUGAAGAAACGUGCAUUAAUACAUUAAAAGAUUUAUUAAAUAAAUUUGGAUUAGCAUAUACCGCUCUUCCUGAUGCUGCUAAUAAAUUUGUGGAUUUCACCAGAAGUAAGUUUGAUGCUAUUGAUGCUGAUGCUGAUAUUAAUACAUUUGCUACUACAAAAGCAACAAAUGGUCAUAUGCCUGAUGACAUUCCAAUAGAAGAUGCUAAUGGAAAUGUUUUAUUUGAAGGUGCAAGUAACUCAAUUCAGUCACAUCCUACUCAAAAUACACAAUUUACUUCAUCUGUAACUGAAACAACAACUAUAACUAAUGCCGAGGACAACUCCCAACCAGCCCAAGAUGGACUAGAAAAAUGUAACAUUAAUGUCAAAGCUUUAUAUGACUAUACUGCAGAAGCAGAAAGUGAAUUAACUAUUACUGAGGGUGAGACAUUAGUCAUCACUGAGAAACACUCUUCUGGGUGGUGGUUUGCUACAAAUAGUCAAGGGCAAUCAGGAUUUGUCCCUGAAAACUUUGUGGAAGUUAUUUAA
This is a messenger RNA of Entamoeba nuttalli P19, 1182 nucleotides long. RefSeq names its product SH3 domain containing protein. Gene Ontology annotation, biological process: vesicle organization; clathrin-dependent endocytosis; actin filament polymerization. NCBI's taxonomy places the organism in Eukaryota, Evosea, Mastigamoebida, Endamoebidae. Bases 1 to 1182 code for a protein of 393 amino acids. The transcript has a single exon. Gene Ontology annotation, cellular component: cytoplasm; vesicle; plasma membrane. The record is from RefSeq and is a predicted model, not a curated record. Gene Ontology annotation, molecular function: microtubule binding; phosphatidylinositol binding.